Molecule: messenger RNA, 1014 nt
Organism: Eruca vesicaria subsp. sativa (arugula)
Lineage: Eukaryota; Viridiplantae; Streptophyta; Magnoliopsida; Brassicales; Brassicaceae
Source: the annotation of a GenBank genome assembly
AUGAAGAACUGUGGAAACCCAUUCAAGGCUUUGUUUCCAAAGAAGAACGAUGCUUGCAUAUGCCCACAAGUUCUCUCUCUACUGAACGACUUUGAGACAAGUUUGACGGUAUCGAUUGCAGAACUUGUACCAAAGGGUGAUGAUGGGAAGGAUUUUAUCACUGUUUCUUGGAUGAUUCAAGCAAUGCACUCUCUUUGUGAGACACACCAGAGUUUCACGACACUCGUGACCAAUCUAGAACUUCCUGCAUCCGACAUGGAACAAAGCUUGAUUUUUAUGCACUGUGACAUCAGUGCGAAGCUGCUUCAGCUCUGCACCGCCUUCGAGUCAGAGCUGGACCGGCUUAACCACGGAAACAUGUUACUCAAGUUUGCUUUUGGUAAGCCUGAGGAGUUUUCUUUAUCGCAUCUCGACCGUUGGAGGCAGCAUAUGGCUUCCAAGAACCCGAGAAUCGAAAACUGCGGUGAGGUUUUGAGUAGUCUUGUUGAAUCCAUGAAUCAUCAUCAUAGCCUCUACAAGAAGGUGAAGAAGACGAAAGAAAAUGAAAAAGAAAAGGUUCUCCUGCGAGCUCUAUAUGGUGCACAGGUCGAGACUUUAUACAUAUUCAGCGUGUUUGAUGCAGCGUUUACUGGUUCUUCCAAGAAUCUCUUGUACUUAACCAUUCCAAAGGAUAUGGAGGAGGUUCCUUGGGGACAAGCUUUCAUGGAACUGGAAAACAUGAUCAACAUGGAGAUCAAGAACACGUUCUUAUCAGACAGAUUCAUGGUUAUAAAAGAUCUCGAGGCUGUUGAAUCUGGUGUGGAGAAGCUUUACGCAGAGGUCCAAGAACGUUCAGUAGUUCCUAACUUGUUGAUGGUGGAGCAACUGAAUCAAUCAGUGAUGGAACUUUCAGAAAUGAUUGAUCUUGUCUUCAAGGAAAUGAGCUGCUUGUUCGACGCGUUGACCUCUGCUCGAGACGCAUUGUUCGACAAGCUCAGGAACAAACUCGAAGAUAAGCUAGCUGGGAGUAAGUAA